AUGCCUAAACGCAAACUCUCCGACUUCACGGACGCCGCCCCGUCGCAAACCCAACACCAGAACCAGAACCUCAAGCUCCAAACAACCCGGCUAAAGCAAAAGUUCGAUUUCGGCGUUACCGCACUCUCGCGCGCACUCAAGGCAGCGCGGGGGUUCGAACGGCAGAAACUUGGUCGACGGCAGAAAACAGCUAAGGCGCCGACGGAAAAUGCGAAGCCCAAUGCGAACCCGGAGGAGACGGCGAAGAGGAUUGAGAGGGAGAUUGCGAUUUUGAAGACUCUAGACCCAACAGCCACAGCAGAAAAAUACCUCUUCAAGCAACUCGCCAAAACGAAACGGAUAGCCGAAGCGCCUAUUUUCUACCGGUUUAAGCAGUCAAAGAAACUCGCCGUUGAGGGGCCAAAGAGUACAGAGGAAGCCAAUGUUACCGCCAGACUAUUCAAGUCGAAUCCGGUGAAGAAUGUGCUUCCGGGGAUUAUGGAUGGUUUGAGGGGGUUAUUUGGGUUGGAAGAGGCACAAGGGAAGAAGAAAGGGAAAGAGGGCGGUUCGACGAAGGGAGCAAAGGAGGAUGGCGCUGUGUCGAAGAAGAGUGGGAAUGUCGAGCGGGUAGCAUUGGAUGUUUCUGGGUCCGAGUCCGAGCCUGAAUCUGGAGACGAAGGACGGGAUGUGGACAUGGAGGACGCAGGGAGUGAUGAGGAGGACUUCUCGCGGUUCGACGCACGGCUGGCUUCGGACUCAGAGGAUAAUGAUGAUGACGAUGGCACCUCUGAAGACGGCCAACUCCGCACAGAGUCAAGAGCACAGCUUGCCCGUUCCGAUAUGUCUAUUUCUCUAUCACCCUCACCCUCACAAUCCCCACCACAGAAGAAGCCCAAGUCCCAAACAAAAGCUCCCGCAACAAGCACAACCUUCCUCCCCUCCUUGAUGAUGGGUGGGUACUGGUCCGGCUCUGAAUCCGAACCAGAAGAAAUCGAAGAGGCGCCGAAGCGGAAGAACCGAAUGGGCCAGCAAGCGCGACGAGCACUCUGGGAGAAGAAAUAUGGCGCUUCAGCGAACCACGUCAAAAACCAGCAGAAGAGCGGCAAGAAGGGUAGAGACAGUGGCUGGGAUCCCCGCAAGGGUGCUACUGGAGAUGGUGACAGCGGGAGACGCAAAUUCGGCACAGGGUCUAAUGCUACGGCUGUGGUUGGUGAGAAGAAGUUCGGACAGAGUGGUAAUGGUAAAGAGACUCGGGCCGGACCGAGUAAGAAGAAACCUGACGAUAACAAACCAUUGCAUCCUUCUUGGGAGGCAGCUAGGAAGGCAAAGGAACAGAAGUCUACUGCUUCGUUCCAGGGGAAGAAGCUCGUUUUUGAUUGA
Aspergillus versicolor CBS 583.65 is the source of this 1359-nucleotide messenger RNA. RefSeq names its product BUD22 family protein. The record is from RefSeq and is a predicted model, not a curated record. Gene Ontology annotation, cellular component: nucleus; 90S preribosome. Bases 1 to 1359 code for a protein of 452 amino acids. Gene Ontology annotation, biological process: maturation of SSU-rRNA. The transcript has 2 exons. NCBI's taxonomy places the organism in Eukaryota, Fungi, Ascomycota, Eurotiomycetes, Eurotiales, Aspergillaceae.